This is a messenger RNA of Ostreococcus lucimarinus CCE9901, 1569 nucleotides long. Its product is annotated as ABC(ABCG) family transporter: multidrug. Gene Ontology annotation, cellular component: membrane. The transcript has a single exon. The record is from RefSeq and is a predicted model, not a curated record. The annotation marks the transcript as partial. Gene Ontology annotation, molecular function: ATP hydrolysis activity; ATP binding; ABC-type transporter activity. Lineage: Eukaryota; Viridiplantae; Chlorophyta; Mamiellophyceae; Mamiellales; Bathycoccaceae.
AAGGUCAUUUUGAACGAAAUCAGCGGAGUCAUCGAAAGAGGCGCGAUGUGUGCGGUGAUGGGCCAGUCUGGAUCUGGGAAGACGACGCUCUUGGACAUAAUAUCUGGGCGCAAGACGGAAGGCAGGAUACGUGGUAAGAUUCUCUUUGAUGGUGUGGUGCCCAGUUUGGCGACGAUCAAGAAGUACACGGCGUAUGUUCCGCAACAUGAAGCCUUCUUCGGAGGCGCGACUGUCGCGGAGACAGUUACGUUUGCAGCGAUGAUCAAGCUUCCUGGCACGUCAACUGAGGACGUAAAGCGUAAGUUGGAGUUAGUGGAGCACGUGAUUGAUCAGAUGAAUCUUUCAAAGUGUCGGGAUACCCUAGUCGGCAACCACGUGAUUCGCGGGAUAAGCGGUGGAGAGCUCAAGCGAUUGGCCGUCGCGUCCGCGCUGUGCACGUCAAAUCCCAGAGCGAUGUUCUUGGACGAGCCUACUUCGGGUUUGGACUCUUCAAUGGCAGCUGAUGUGAUCAAUUGUCUAUCCAGACUUCAAGCGGAGGAUGGUCGCACGCUCCUGGUGACCGUUCACCAACCUUCCAUGCCGAUCUACCAAUCUUUCAACAAGUUGAUUUUGCUCACCUCUGGCAUGCUCGCGUAUUUCGGCGAAGCUGGGCACAAUCCCAUGGACUUUUUCAUCAAUCAAGGGUUUCCAUACGAGGCUGGCUUUAACAUCGCAGAGUACUUUAUCGACACCAUAUCCACUGGUCAGGAGUGCGCCAAAUAUUACGCCGAAUCGAGCCUGCGCGCGUCCAACUUGGAGCACGUGGCAGAAAUCACGUCGCUCAAACUGCCGAUGAACGCGGUGACGAUCAACACCGAAUCUUCAAAGACCAACGGCACAGGCAAAGAUUCAGAAUAUGCGCACAAUCCAUUCACUGAGUUGGGCAUCAUGAUUCGGUAUAAGGAUGCCCCAAAAUGGCGCUACGCGAUCUUCUGGUUUACAAGAUGUGGUCUGUACGUCAUUCUCGCCGCUCUGCUGAGCGCGUUUUUCUAUCAGCAGAAAAAGACUCCAACUGGGAUAUUGAACACCAACGGCAUCAUGUUCAUCGCGUGCAUACUACCGUCGUUCAUGGCACAAGUCCACGUGGAAGAAGUGAAAUUUGAGCGCGAAGUCUACACUCGCGAGUUUCACGAAAGCUAUUAUCGUCCGGGAAAUUACGUCGCUUCAAAAAUUAUCGCCGAAAUGCCCAUGACCAUCCUCGCCUCUUUGUCUUUCUCCGCGGUUUUGUAUUGGUGCGUCGGGCUCAAUCCAACCGCGAUUGCGUUCUUCUUUUUUGUUUUCACCUGUCUCGUGAACUUCACCAUCUCGCAGCUGAUCGGCUGCACGAUCUCAGCUGCGAUUCCGGGUGACGUCGGCCCCGCGAGCGUGCUCCCAAUUUACGCAACGAUAAACAUGUUAGUCGGAGGUUUCUUCAUUCGAGCUCGCACGAUACACAACGCGUGGAGAUGGUUGUACAAUAUCUCGUUCAUCCAGUGGGCGUGGUCGUCGAUCAUGGUGAACGAGUACGACGGCCGCGAAUUCUUUGAUCAC